This is a messenger RNA of Rosa chinensis, 5039 nucleotides long. RefSeq lists its product as uncharacterized. The transcript is spliced from 4 exons. Gene Ontology annotation, molecular function: RNA-DNA hybrid ribonuclease activity; nucleic acid binding. Bases 1 to 4317 code for a protein of 1438 amino acids. Lineage: Eukaryota; Viridiplantae; Streptophyta; Magnoliopsida; Rosales; Rosaceae. The record is from RefSeq and is a predicted model, not a curated record.
AUGGCAGUCAGUUUGGCUGCGAAAACUCAAGAUUUCAUUUUGCUGGUGUUAAGCGGUGCUGGGCUUUUCUCUCUGGGCGAGGUCGGAUGGGGUUUCGUUGAUGGUUGUGGUCAAGGCUAUCUGGUUUCAGAUCCGAGAGGGGGCUCUCUGGAAGUGAUGGAUUGCUGGGAUCGAGCAGUCUCUGAAGGGGUUGUGCGUCGUCCCGGAGGCUGUGCUAGAUCGGGAUCGGGUUCAGGCCGAGGAAUUACUGUGGACACGGCUGUAUUCGGUAGCCUUUGUGGGAAGGACGAAGAUGUUGGAGCGGCGGCUCUGACGGCGAAUGUCGGCGGCGGUGCGGCUGAUGGAUUUGGGUUGAAAAGACACAUGUGGGCUCAAUGGGUUACGGAUUUGGUUUACCCUACUCAUUGGGCCUGCAUCUGGAGUGGAGGGGCUUAUUGGGCCUUGAUCUGGGAUGAUUAUUGUCGGGGCCUGGGUCUCUUCUGGAGGAAUGAAAUCCCUGUACGUCUCCGGAAUUACUCGAACAACCACAUCGAUGCAGAAGUAGGAGAGGUUGGUUCAGAAGGUGUGUUUCGUUUCACUGGCAUAUAUGGAGUGGCAACAACGGCAAAUCGGAGAACUACCUGGAAUCUACUUAGAACCCUAGCAGCACAGGUUCACCUUCCCUGGUUAAUUGCGGGGGACUUCAAUGAAAUCUUGUGCCUGGAAGACAAGUCAGGUGGCCCUGCAUGGAGUGUCCACCAAAUGAACCGAUUCCGUCAAGCUCUGGUGGAUAGUGGUUUAAUGGAUAUGGGAUUUAUGGGUUCUCGAUUUACAUGGGCCAAUCGAUUCACCAAAGAACGCCUAGACAGGGCAUGUCAGAAUUUCCAGUGGAGAGAACUGUACCCUUUCUCCCUUGUGAUCACUCUGCCUCUCAGUCGGUCGAAUCACUACCCUUUACUCAUUGAGGUUAAUCCUGAACGGCCUCCAGUGGGUCGCCCUCCUCAACUCUUUCGGUUUGAGGAAAUGUGGCUGAGUCAUGCAGAUUGUGGGAACGUUGUCAAGACAGGUUGGAUGUUGCCUACAACGGGUGAGACGAUGGCCCAAGUAGGUCGUAAGAUCAAACAAACGGGGACCUUGUUCCUCAACUGGCAUGAAGGGACUUUCCAACAACGACAGGUUGAGAUGAGGCUAGUUCAAAGCAAGUUGGAGGUGCUUAUGCAAACAGAUCACCAAAAUUCCCACUUUGAUGAGAUUAGGAACCUCCAGUUUAGACUUAAUGAAUUACUUUCGAGCAACGAAACAUAUUGGAGACAACGCUCCAAAGUUCAGUGGCUUCAGGAGGGUGAUCGGAAUACUAGUUUUUUUCAUCGACGAGCAUCGAAUCGAAGAAGCAAAAAUAGAGUCAAAGGUAUAAUGACCAAGGAUGGCCAAUGGACCUGUGAUCCUAGUGAUGUGGAAAAUACCCUUCUUAGUUAUUAUGAGAACAUUUUCCAGGCUGAGCAGUCUGAUCAGGUGGCUACGGGUUUGAUAUUGGAUAGCUUUCAACCUCGAGUCACAGAGAGCAUGAAUGCAGAACUCAUGGCUCCUUACUCGGAUGAUGAGAUAAAGCGAGCCUUGUUCCAGAUGCAUCCAUCAAAAUCUCCGGGACCGGAUGGCAUGUCUCCCUGUUUUUUUCAGCGUUUUUGGGACGUGGUGGAGUUCGACGAAUCUAAUUUCACCCAUCUUGUUUUACUUCCGAAGAUCAAAGAGCCGAAGUUUGCGUCAGAUUUGCGUCCAAUCGCUCUCUGUAAUGUGGUCUACAAAAUAGCUUCCAAAGUGCUUGCUAACAGGUUGAAAAAGCUUCUCCUGAGUAUUAUUUCUCCACUCCAAAGUGCUUUUGUCCCUGGUCGACUCAUCUCGGAUAAUACGUUAGUUGCCAGGGAGGUAGCUCAUUUUAUGAAAAAGCUUCGCUGUCAGACGGAGGGUUUCUUUUCUUUGAAGUUGGAUAUCUCAAAAGCCGAUGACAGGCUAGAGUGGUGUUAUCUGGAGGCUAUCUUAGCGAAACUCGGUUUCUGCCGAGCUUGGGUGGAUGUGAUUAUGGCUUCUAUCAAGUCAGUAAGUUACUCUAUUCUCAUUAAUGGUAACCCUACUGGAUUUAUUUUACCAACAAGGGGCAUUAGACAAGGGGAUCCUCUUUCCCCAUAUCUGUUUAUUCUCUGUGCAGAUGGUCUUUCUGCUUUGAUUUCUUCAGCUGUGCAGACUGGGGCAAUUCGGGGUCUUAAAAUGUCACCUUCAGCCCCAACCAUUCAUCAUCUACUUUUUACUGAUGACUGUUUUCUGUUUGGGGAAGCUUCUUUUCGAGAAUGUCAAGCCUUUAAGAAUAUUGUCUCAAUCUACGCUCGGGCUUCAGGUCAGAAGAUAAACCUGGAGAAAUCUAGCGUGGUUUUUAGUGGUAAUGUGGGUUUCCGUCCCCGAAAUCAUCUGGCAUCUAUUCUCGGAGUUAAAUGUGUUAAGGAACACGGUCUGUACCUAGGCCUAUCUAUUCACGUGGGGCAUGAUAAAACAUCUAUAUUUGCUUACUUGAAGGAAAGGCUUACUAAGAAGUUGAUCAGUUGGAGAUCCAAGAUUCUUAGUGCAGGGGGGAAGGAAAUUCUUCUUAAAGUUGUGGCUCAGGCUCUUCCAAAUUAUGUUAUGAAUUGUUAUUUACUCCCCAAAUCCCUCUGUGAUGAUCUACAGCAACUAUGUGCUCAGUUUUUUUGGGGAGGCACUGAUGACAAACGCAAGAUUCACUGGAGGUCGUGGGAACGCAUGUGUAUACCAAAGAAACGUGGGGGCUUAGGUUUUAAACACCUUUAUGCUCAUAAUCUUGCCAUGUUAUCAAAACAAGGGUGGAGGCUUCUGUCCAACCCUAGCUCCCUUGUGGCUCAGGUAUUCAAGGCUCUUUACUAUCCUACUGGUUCCUUUCUCACAGCUAGUUUGGGAGAUCGACCGUCCUAUUCUUGGCGUAGUAUAAUGGAAGCCAGACCAAUACUUCAAUCUGGCUUAUUUUGGCGCAUUGGUAAUGGUCUUUCAGUUAAUAUUUGGGAAGAUGAAUGGAUCCCUAAUGUGGCUGCUCACUCCAUAGUUCGACCACCAGACACUAUUUUUGAAUUUGUUUCGGAUUUGAUUGAGGUUAGUACUGGGUCAUGGGACCAAGCGGCAGUUUAUGCAUGUUUUGACGUUGAGACCACCAUACAUGUACUCUCCAUUCCCCUCAGCAGGAGGUUCGGCUCCGACAAGGUUGCUUGGAAGUAUGAUAAAAGGGGAUGGUUCUCGGUAAAGUCUGCUUAUAUGAUAGCCCGAGAGUUUUCCAUUGGACAUGUAUUUGCUGCACCUUCAAGUGGAGAUCCCUAUAUUCAACUUUGGCAGUCAUUGUGGAAGGCCAAUGUUCCAAAAAAGGUGGCUAUAUUUGGCUGGCGUGCAGCACACAAUCUUCUUCCCACUAGGAUGGCUUUGACAAGGAAGGGGUAUAUAGGUGAGAUCCAAUGUGUGGUAUGCAAUCAUGCUGCCGAGUCUAUUGACCAUCUGUUUCGCGAAUGCUCCAUUGCUAGGGAGAUAUGGCAAGCCCCUCCCUUCUCUAAUUCUCCCUCUAGCUUAUCCUGGAAAGAUUGGUUGUUGGAGAGAGCAAUCUCGUUAUCUUCAUCUCUUUUUGAUAAGCUGCUCAUUCUUUUAUGGAGUCUGUGGAGAAACCGCAAUGCCAUUCUUUGGAGGAAUCAGUCCCAGUCUAGCUCAGGUGUAGUGGCAUCAGCUUUAGCCUGGUAUGAUGAGUACCUGCAAGCUAAUUUGGUAGCUAGCCCAGUUCGUAGUCGACAGAAGAUAAAGAAGCAAUGGGAUCCUCCUGUCGGCGAUACCGUGAAACUGAAUGUAGACGGGGCCUUCUUACCGAAUGUUCCAUAUGGGGGUACAGGUGGAGUUGUUCAUAACACGCAAGGGCACUUCCUUGCUGCUUUUGCACAUAAGGUGGAGUUUGUAAGCUCUUCUUUACAUUCUGAGCUGCUGGCCCUGAAGCAUGGUUUACAGCUAUUGCAAAUUCUGGAAGUUACUAACGCUGUCAUUGAAAGCGAUUGUCAGGUCGCAGUGGUGGCUAUUCACAGUGAACUUGAGGAUUUAUCUCCACUCAGGGCCUUGGUGGUCGAAGUGCAAGGAUUAAUAGCUGCUAGUGCAGAUACUAGUAUCAGGUUUGUCUCUAGGCAGGCCAAUACAGUAGCUCAUAGGUUAGCAAGUUACGGAUUUGAGUCUAAUGUCAAUCAUGAAUGGUUUGUCAAUGCUCCAGACUUAUUACUGAAUGCCCUCAUGUACGAUUUGAAUCGUAUUCAUUAAUAUAAUUCCUUUUGUCUCAAAAAAAAAAAAUUCCCCCCUCUCUUCUUCUCCUAUAGCUCAUCCAUCGCCCAAAUCUCUCUCUACCUUCUACUCCUAACCCUCUUCUCAGAAAGCCAAUUAUCUCAAUCCCUCAGAGACCUCAAACCCAAACCCCAACCGUCCAUCCACCUCGCUCCAAUCAAUCACAGACGUCCAUGACCUCCUCCCCAAGUACGGCCUCCCAAGGGGUCUGUUACCCGACAACGUAAGAUCCUACACUCUAUCUGACGAUGGAACCUUUGAGAUCCAUCUCGAAAACCCAUGUUAUGUUCACUUUGAUCAGUUGGUGUACUACAACAAGAACAUCAAAGGGAAGCUGAGUUUCGGCUCUGUUUCCGAUGUGUCGGGGAUUCAAGCCAAGAAGCUAUUUAUUUGGGUUUCCGUGACGGGGAUGCAUAUGGAACAAGGGUCUGAUUUAGUUGAGUUUUACGUUGGGGCUCUGUCCGAGAAAUUGCCUGCUAAACAGUUCGAGGACAUUCCUGUAUGUAAGAGCAAUUAAGGCUUGUCAAGGAGGACCUAGUGUGGAGUCAAUGUGAGGCGGAAAGAACUAAAUGGAGUUGGCAUUGGAAGAAGAAUAAUGUGUGCAUAUGUUUCUAUCUGUUGCAAGAAUUUUAUGCUCGUUGCUCUCAAGUUCUCUCCACACAAGUGGCGUACAGAAGCAAAUAUAUGUGCAUAUGAAUUUC